GCGCACUGCUCUGCUCGUUGAGUGUUUACGGUAGCUCGCGCCUCUAGCCCUGAGUGAAACUCGUAGUUUAUUCUCUCAUUUCAUCAGCGUGGGAACUGGGAAGACAGCUCUUUCCUUCUUUCGGAGUCGUUCCCGUACGUCACGUCAAGAUUAUGGGCUUUGAUUUAGACCGUUUUGAGGGUCCCGUGGACCCGGACUUAAUCUGUAAACUGUGUGGGAAAGUUUUAGAGGAUCCUCUCAGCACUCCGUGCGGACAUGUCUUCUGCGCCGCGUGCGCUCUACAGUGGCUCUCCAAAGUCAGCAGCUGCCCUGUCCUGUGCCAAAAAAUCACCACUAAAGAGUUGAACCACGUCCUGCCCCUAAAAAACCUAAUUCUCAAGCUGGACGUCAAAUGCGACCACCGUGAACGAGGCUGCAACCGGGUGAUGAAGCUCCAGCAUCUUUCAGAGCAUGCGGAGAUGUGCGACUUCUCUCCGGUCAGAUGCAGGAAUGAAGGAUGCGACGCGGUGCUCAUCCUGAAGGAUGUGGCUUCACACAUGCGGGAGAGAUGCGAGCACAGGGCGGUGGAGGUCUGUAAGGGUGGAUGUGGACUGGCGCUGAGCCUCAAGGAGAGGUCGGAGGACCACAGCUGUCUCCAAGCACUUAAGACACACAGCUGUCUCCUCCAAACCAAAGCGCUGAGUCUGGAGGAUGAGCUGAAGAGUCAGUCCCUGAGCUUCAGUAAGAGAGAGAGGUCUCUCCUGUCCAAACUCUCCGCACUCCACUGCGAGCUGCACAUCACAGCGCUCACAUUUCAGAAGAAAAUCACCGAGUACAAGAGCAGGAUUGACUCGCUGUCAAACAGAUGCCUGUUGCCUCUUGAUAAGGGAGAAGAUACAAGGAGCCUUAAAGUCACCCUACACAGAACAUCAGGAUCUCUUGGAUUCAGUAUCAUCGGAGGAAGAUUGUGUGAGGAACCAGAGGAGCAUGAAGAUUUCAGUGAUGGGAUCUAUAUAUCUAAGAUAGUGGAAAACGGAGCAGCUGAGAAGGCCGGACUGCAUGUUCAUGACAGGAUCAUUGAGGUUUGUCAUUGAUGUGGAUGAGUUGAU
Molecule: messenger RNA, 1088 nt
Organism: Rhinichthys klamathensis goyatoka
Lineage: Eukaryota; Metazoa; Chordata; Actinopteri; Cypriniformes; Leuciscidae
Product: E3 ubiquitin-protein ligase PDZRN3-B-like
Exons: 3
Coding region: 153-1073 (306 amino acids)
Biological process (GO): regulation of canonical NF-kappaB signal transduction; tumor necrosis factor-mediated signaling pathway; protein K63-linked ubiquitination
Cellular component (GO): plasma membrane signaling receptor complex
Molecular function (GO): protein binding; ubiquitin-protein transferase activity; zinc ion binding
Source: RefSeq, a predicted model, not a curated record